Messenger RNA from Lethenteron reissneri (Far Eastern brook lamprey), 9267 nucleotides. RefSeq names its product zinc finger SWIM-type containing 5 (gene ZSWIM5). The record is from RefSeq and is a predicted model, not a curated record. Gene Ontology annotation, cellular component: Cul2-RING ubiquitin ligase complex. Lineage: Eukaryota; Metazoa; Chordata; Hyperoartia; Petromyzontiformes; Petromyzontidae.
AUGGCGGAGCGCUCGGAGCCUCCCGCGAAGCGGCCGUGCUGUCGGCCCUUCCCGGCGCCUCUCUCACCGCGCAGGACCGCGGCGUCGGGCGCCGGCCACAGUCCCGAGUCGCUGCUGGAUCUGAGCGCCAAGCGGGUGGCCGAGAAGUGGCCGUUCCAGCGCGUCGAGGAGCGUUUCACGCAUAUUCCUGAGCCCGUGCAGAGGCGGAUCGUGUUCUGGUCGUUUCCUCGCAGCGAACGCGAGGUGUGCAUGUACUCGUCGCUCGAGUGCUCGGCCGAGGACGGCGAGGGAAGCAAGCUGCCCUUCAAUCGCGGCGUGCGACUUCUUGAAGGCGGAUGCGUGGAUAACGUACUGCAAGUCGGCUUCCACCUGAGCGGCACGGUGACGGAACCGGCGUCGCAGUCGGAGCCGGAGCGCGUUUACAGCGUCGCCAUCAGCUUCGACCGCUGCAAGAUCACGUCGGUGUGCUGCGGCUGCGGCGAGCGCGACAUCGUCUACUGCGCCCACGUCGCCGCGCUCUCGCUCUACCGCAUCCGGCGCGCCGAGCGCGUCCGCCUGCGGCUGCCCAUCUCGGAGACGCUGUCGCAGCUGAGCCGCGACCAGCUCCAGAAGCUUUGCCAGUACCUGAUAGCGGCGCACCACACCGAGGUGCUGCCCACAGCACAGAGGCUCGCCGACGAGAUCCUCUCGGCAGACUCCGAGAUCAACCAGCUGCACGGCGCUCCGGACCCCACGGCGGGCGCGAGCUGUACGACUGUGAACUGCUGGCACCUGGACGAGGAGCAGGUGCAGGAGCAGGUGAAGCAGUUCCUGUCACAGGGCGGCUACUAUGGCUCCGGCAAGCAGCUCAACUCCAUGUUCGCCAAGGUGCGGGAGAUGCUGAAGAUGCGGGACUCGAACGGGGCGAGAAUGCUGACGCUCAUCACGGAGCAGUUCAUGGCCGACCCGCGCCUCGGGCUGUGGCGGCAGCAGGGGACGACCAUGACGGACAAGUGCCGGCAACUGUGGGACGAGCUCGGCGCCCUGUGGACGUGCGUGGUGCUGAACCCGCACUGCCGCCUGCAGGAGAAGUCCGGCUGGCUGCGGCUGCUGCGGCGCUGGCACGAGGUGGACGUGUGUCCCCUGGAGGACGGUAGCGGCGUCGGCGACCUGCCCAGCGUGUCGCCCUCGCACCACAGCCGAGACCCCUUGUCCAGGGGCCGGAGGACAGUGUUCUCGCGAGCGGUGGACGCGUGCGGCCUGCACUGGCAGGACGGCCACCUCCAGCGCAUCCUGGGCAACCCCGGCUACCACGGCAACUGUCGCCACGCCGACGACCCUCUCUUUGACCCCCGAGGGCGACCCCUGUGGAACGAGCACGUGCCCACGGCGUGUGCCCGCGUGGACGCGCUGCGCUCGCACGGCUACCCUAAGGAGGCGCUGCGUCUCGCCGUCGCCAUCGUCAGCACGCUGCGCUUGCAGCAGCAGCGCCAGCACAAGCUGUACAGGCGGCAGGAGAAAGAGAUCCUGCAGAAGGGCACUACGUCGGUGACGAGCGUGGAGGGGUGGGUGGGACACCCCCUUGAUCCCAUCGGCUGCCUCUUCACCACGCUCACCGAGGGAGCCGUUGGCUCGUCGCACAGCAGCGCGUCCAAGACGAGCGACCCCCUGGGUGGGGACCCCAAGGGGAUCGACGGCCUGCACGGCGGGGACCCCUCGGAGCCUGCGUGCCCCUGGGAGGGGGUGAGCGGAUUCUUCGGCCCCCCACCGCCCUCCUUCAGGGCCCGUCCCUGCCGCUGUCGGCCGCCGCGGCCGCGGGCUCGGACGCGUGGCCCUGGUGGGAGGGCGUGGGCGGCGUGUCGCCCGACUCGUGCCUCGCGCUGGCCGUCGAGGUCGCCCUGCUCGGCCUCGGCCAGCAGAGGACGAUGCCCGAGGGCCUCUACGCCCAGGAGAAGGUGGGGCGGCAGGAGGAGCAGUUGCUGGCUCGACUGGGCGACCUGCAGCUCACGCCGGCGCUCAUCGGCGUGCUGCGCCGCCAGGCCACGCUGCUGCUGCAGGGGGGCCCGUACAGCGGGCUGGGCUGAGGUGGUGCACCGCGAGAGCGUGCCCAUGCACACCUUCGCCAAGUUCCUCUUCACCGCGCUGCUGCCGCACGACUCGGAGCUCACCUACCGCGUCGCCCUGCGCGCCAUGCGGCUGCCGGUGCUGGAGUCGUCGGCGGGCCCCGGCGAGGCGUCUCACCCGUACCACAUCCCUUCGGUGGUGCCCAACCGCUACCCGCGCUGGUUCACGCUGGCGCACAUCGAGUCGCAGCAGUGCGAGCUCGCCUCCACCAUGCUCACCGCCGCCAAGGGGGACGUGAUUAGACUGCGGGCCGUGCUGGACUCCAUACAGAAGCACGUGCACUCGUCGUCCCACCUCUUCAAGCUGGCCCAGGACGCGUUCAAGAUCGGAACUCCGGCCGACGGGCUGCCCGACAUCACGCUGCUCAACGUGGCACUCGAACUGGGCCUACAGGUGAUGCGGAUGACGCUGUCCACGCUGAACUGGCGCCGGAGGGAGAUGGUGCGAUGGCUCGUGACUUGCGCCACGGAAGUCGGCGUGUGCGCGCUGGUGAGCAUCAUGCAGAGCUGGUACACCCUCUUCACCCCGACGGAGGCCACCAGCCUGGUGGCCACCAGCGUGCUGUCGCCGCCCACGGCGCUGCGCCUCAGCCUGGACUACGGGCAGCGCGAGGAGCUGGCGCAGUGCGCCCGCACGCUGGCGCUGCAGUGCGCCAUGAAGGACCCGCAGAGUUGCGCGCUCUCCGCGCUCACGCUGUGCGAGAAGGACCCCGUCGCCUUCGAGACCGCCUACCAGAUCGUCCUCGACGCCGCCAGCGCCGGCUCCGUGGGCGGCGGCGGCGGCAUCGGCAUCGGCGUGGGGAUCGGCGGCGGCGCCGGCGGCGGCGGCGGCUCCGGCAUGGGCCACGCGCAGCUCUUUACGGUGGCGCGCUACAUGGAGCACCGCGGGUACCCGCUGCGCGCCUACAAGCUCGCCAGCCUCGCCAUGGCGCAGCUGAGCCUGGCGUACAACCAGGACACGCACCCGGCCAUCAACGACGUGCUGUGGGCCUGCGCGCUCAGCCACUCGCUGGGCAAGCAGGAGCUCGCCGCCAUGAUCCCGCUCGUGGUCAAGGGCGUGCAGUGCGCCACCGUGCUCUCCGACAUCCUGCGCCGCUGCGCCGCCAGCCUCCCGGGCUUGCCCUCGCCGGGAGGCCUCGGCGCCGCCAUGCGGGGGCGGGCAGCGGCCGCGGCGGCCGCCGCGGCAGCCGCGGCCGCCGCUUCGGCCGCGGGGAAGUCCGGGGGCGGCGGGGCGGGCGGGGGCGGCGCUUCGGCGUCGUCGACGGCGGCCGCGGCGGCGUCGGUGGCGGCCGCGGCGGCGGCGGACAAGGGCGGCCCGCUGCGGCAGCUGCUGGACGCGACGCUGGCGGCGUACGUGAGCACGGCGCACUCGCGGCUCACGCACAUCUCGCCGCGCCACUACGGGGAGUUCGUCGAGUUCCUGGGCAAGGCGCGGGAGGCGUUCCUGCUGGCGCCCGACGGCCACGCGCAGUUUGCGCAGUUCCUCGACGGCCUCAAACAGACGUACAAGGGCAAGAAGAAGCUCAUGCUGCUGGUGCGCGAGCGCUUCGGCUGACGCCGGCGUUUGGCGUCGAUUGGCGGCGAUCGGCGGCAGCCGGGUUCCUUCCUUGACCCCUCGGCCCCCCCCCUCUGCCGUGUCGGAGCGGCCGGGGGGCGACGUCCGUGCUGCGAGGAGGAGGGCGAUGAUCGUGCGUGUGGGACGACCUGAAGACUCACUGUUUACAUGUACAGAUCAAUGAUGACGCACCGGCGAAGGUGUUUGGCGGAGCAACUCUGAAGCCUAUACAUAUAUAUAAAUGUUAUAUAUACCCCCACACGUAGCUUGCACGCUCCGGUAAAGUAUUUUUUACUUUUCGUUCAUGUUUUUUGUUGUUGUUGGUUGCCGUUCUCUCCCGGGACACGGCGAAACAAACUCGACGGCGUCAACGCUGACGUCGACGCCACCGUCGCCGUAACGACGGUCCACCGCCGUUACCUCUUCUUGGUUUUUGUGUUUCCGCCGUCGCGUUUUGUCCACGUUAUUUUUGUUCUUCCUUCCUCCCCUCUGGCACUGGAAUCACGUGCCGACACGGGGGGCCCAGGCGACAUUCCUGAUUUCCGAGCGCAAGUCCGGACCCCUCCGAUGAUGACGACGGCCACGACGGCAGCGGUGGGCGCCGAUCACCGUACCGCGCUCGCUCGUUUGGCUCGCCCGCCCGCCUGCUCAACGUGCGCGAGGAUUUGGAGCAAACGGUGCGGCCCUAACCGGACCAGGCCUCUUGGCGUAUAAAUCGCGAGGCAGCGGAAUCGUUUUGAAAAAAAAAAAGCGUGACGAAACGAACGUACGAACUCAAAAAACGAAACCCCGCCUCCCCCCACCCGUCCUCCUACCUGCAUAGGAUGCAAACCUUAACCACGCUGCUUUGUUUACAAGUGCAGGUGUGUGUCGUGACUUCACAGCGGAUUGUUAACCGUCCGUCGCUCUCCUUACGCUCCGGUUCAAAAUCGCGACGUCGCACACCACUGAGAGAGAGAGAAGCACCGCGGGAACACGAGAGAGAGAGCGGCGCGCGCGUGGCUACCGCCGCUCCACAGUCGUGGCGGUACCGCACCACGACAACGACGAUGACGAUGGUGGUGACGCGGCGUUACCCCACCGCGAUGACGUGCGGCGAUGACGCCGAUGAUGGUGGCAAGGCGCCGAGCGUAGAUCAUAGGAAACACUACUAGGCGAUCCAUUUCUAGACACCCCGCUGAUUUCCUUUUCAUGGAACCCCCCCCCCCCUGACUUUAUUUGCGACGGAUAUCAUGGAAGCGAGAUGGUUCCGCAUCAUUGGGGGGAGGGCGGGCGAGCGUCGGGAGAUUUCUGGCAAGCGGAUAUUGAGGUUCGGUGGGAGACGCGUCGAGCCCUUCGAGCGAGGGUGACGGUUUACCCGUUCGGCGUCUCCCGAUUUGCGUCGGCGGGGUAGCUGUAAAUGGAUCGCUCCGCGUGAAUGAUUCGGGCGCGGUAACGGUCCGCGGAAACACAGUAUUUGAAUGAUGUUGAUGAACGCGACGACGACGACGAUGACGACAAUAAUGAUGACGACCCUCGGCCGGUGACUCCGACGGACGGUGACUCAAACCGCAAAGAUAAUUCUGAUCUUUUCGAAAUCUCAGAGGACUGUGGAGUUGAAACUCCGUCGCUCGGUAGCGCUCGCCACUCUACUUCCACUUCGCCCGGAGUCGCUCGGCCCCGUCGCUUUUUGGAGGUCGCGAGUUCAAUCACCCCCUACCCUCCCCCAACUCGGCCCAUCAUGACUCGCUUGGGUCAAUGAAAUAAAGAACCGCCCUGUGCGGGAAGUCGACAGCGAUUGGUUUUUGGAUAUACGGGCCCCCGGCCAUGGGAAUGUGGAAUUUCCAGCGUUGAUUUUCCCUCCCCUCUCCCGGGGAGGCCGCCGCCAAAGACGAAAACGACGCUUUUGACCUUUCACCUUUUCACGCGGGCACUGGGCUCUGCUCGAGAGGGAGUGAGAAUCGUUCCGCCAAAUUCUGACCACGACCCCCACCCCUCCCCCUCCCACCCGACUCCGCAGAGAGGACCAAGCCGAUGGUCGCUCGGCCUUUCGUCCGUGCCGUCAUCUUCAUUACGUUCUACUCGUCUCCUUCGCCGCUGCUUUUCAUAAUUUAUCGUUCUUAUCGUCGUCACGCACCACGAUUGUUGCUGCUGCUGCUGCUGCUGCCACCACGAGCAUCUCUCUCAACUCUCCGCGGGUGUCACACGUUGCUCCUCCCUUCGCUGUGUACGUCCCGAACCCCGUUUCAUCGUUUCCUUACUUUCUUUACCACCGCAUCGUUCCUCUUCGUCUGCCUUCGUAGAUACUUUCGCGAUUAUCGUUAACAAGUUUUUCUUUUGUGCGUUGCGCGUUCGGCUCUUUCAAAACCGACCGCCGGCGUUCGCGUGCCUGUCCAACGCUUCACCCUCGUCGUUUAAACUUCGUCCACCUCGAUCUGCCUCCCCCCCCCCCCCCCCCCACCUCGUCAUUCCUCCUGUCCGCCUCCGCGUCUUCUCACUUGUCGUUUUGUGAACUUCCGCGCGCGAACACGCUUUAUGCCCCCCCCACCUCAGCCCGCAGCACUGGGACUCGCGAAGAUACAAGGGGGAUCUCCCAUGGUCUCCUCCGCAGAAGUUCUCUCUGCCUCGUCGCUAUUUUGUCCCGCGACAGAGAAGCGACCUUCGUUUCAUCCGCGCUGCUCCCUCGUUCCGUUCGGCGGUCCAGCGUCCGCAUCGCAAACGCGUCCGGCCGCGAACCUCUCUCGCUCGCCCUCGUUCCUGUUUACCUCCCGGGGCGGGGGGGGGGCAGGGGUGUGGGGGGUAGUAGGAGCCCCCCCAGCCCCCCCCCCCUCCCCACCACCACUCACCCUCGUUCGCCGGCACAAGUCUCCGCGGGCGUUGCGUGGCGUUCGCGUCGAAGAUCCCUCUCCACGGGGCACAGCGAGCGAGCGCCAUGGGGUCGUGACCGACGGCGCGGUCGAUUGAUCGACUUUAUAACACAAACCAAAAUGUGCGUGCGUCAGCGGCGACGGUGAUGAUGAUGAUUAUGACGACGAUGACGACGAUGAUGAUGAUGAUGAUGAUUUAAUAAGCAAAAUACCUCCUGUUAACAUUAUAGAAGGCUUUAAAAAGAAAAGAGAAUGAUUCCUAUCUCCAUUUGCCUGACUUGAAGCUUACAGCAGCAAUGCGUAACAAACAAAAGUAAGAUAUGUUACCUCCCGGAGAGAUGGCGUACGACGGUGAUGCGUGUGCCACGGCGCCGGACAACAACAACAACAUAUAUAGAGAAAAAAACUAAAAAAAACCCCAGAAAUAUCGGUCACACGCGCAAAGUUGUAAUCUUUGAACGGUGAUUAACGCAAAAAAGAAAACGGCGAAAAACUAACAAAAAAAAAAACACGAAAAAAACUGUCGGAAAAAAAAAUACAAAAAACACUCACAAAAAUGUAAUCUUCAAAUCUAAACGACAACGCACGCGACACCACGAACCGUUAUAACACACCAAGUAGGGCGGUCAUUGAGAAUGUACACUCUCAGGGAAAACCAGUGUGCAUAAUGUGCAUUACCAUAUACUGUAUAUAUAUAACCCUAGGAAGCUGAUACACGUAAAAAAAAAACAAUUAAAGGUUUGAAGUAAUUAAUGUAAAAAGUAUAUUAAUUUAUAAUAAAGAGAAUAACAUACUUGAAUCUGUUGGGGGCUGGGCACAUGGCACAUAUCAGAAUGACUACAGUUCUGUCGGGUUUCUGGGUGGGGGUGGGGGGCACUGUUAGGGUUAGCAGGAUUUUAGGAUUUAAUUUGGGGGUUGGGGGGGCGUCUCCUAAUUGGGGUUCAGUUUAUCGAGAGGGGGGCAAGGCGGGGUUGGUGGGGGGUCGGUUGUGGGGUGUGGCCGACUUGUUCAAUUAUCUCUGUGCCCCCCCUCUCCCUCCUCUGCCCCCCCCCCCAUUCUCUACCCCCCCCCCCUCUCCUUGUCUUGUCGAAUACGGCAGUAGAAGCAAGUCAGCCAAUUAUUAAAAAGCCAGAAGAUGUAACUAUGCAGAAUAAUUAUGAUUGGCUGCCAUGGGGGGGCGGGGGGCUUUAGGAACGUUGAGCCGGUUAUGUGCGCGGCAAUUGGGGGGGGGGGGCACGGUGGUGCCGGAGACGUCGUGGGCACGUCCGUAGGAACGUCGUGGGGACGUCGUGGGGACGUCGUGGGCACGUCGUGGGCACGCUGCGAGCGUGUCAACUUGUAUUUAUGAUCGGCCCGCUUCCGAGAGAAAGGCGGCGGGACCUGUAAAUUAGAAUUGUGACUUUAAAAAAAUGAAAUGAAAUGAUAAUGAUGGUAACACAUGGGAUUAUGACGAAGGACACGAAAAAAAAACCACCGUGAGAAAAUAAUGAAAGUAAUUAUCAUGAUUACGUCCUGUGUCUCUCGUCGUCGCAGGUUGGAGAUUUCUCCGCGUCUUUGUUUCCCCCCCCACCACCCCCCUCUACGUCUUUUGUUUAAAUUGUGUUCCUCAGUGUGUUUGUUUGUAAUCGCGUGGCAUCUUGUAUCCAGGUGUGUGUGGGGGACGUUGAUCGCACAGACUGUUACACAGCCUCUACAGUACAGUAUUGUCCUUCGUAAAAAAAAACGGAACCGAGACCCUGGGGGUAGUUGGGUACUCGACUCCGACUCCUCGGACACGAAAGUCUGUCCCGCAUCGCGACGCCAAGCCCCAGCCACACGCCUCGCUCACGGUGAUUGUUGUGAUGAUGAUGAUAUUAUAACGUUUAAUUUUCAUUUCCUCGUUCCAAAUAAUAAUCUGACAACCUCAAUGCCGCGGCCGGUUUUAUACGUCGGGAGUGAUUUUAUUUUUCACGAUCGUUUGCGGUGGGGGGGGGGGGGCGGCGGCGGGGCUGAAAUUUAUUUUUAUUUUUUGCGUGUGAAGAUAUUAAGCAGACGAAGUUGACUAUAAGUAAAUAAGAGAACGCAAGAGACGCGUCGUGCGAGUUACGCGUUUGACGCCUUCGACCUCUGGAUUUAUUUUCGUGGCAAAGCUCGCUCGCCCCCCCCCCCCUGCCAGCCACAACCACCACCACCAACCCCACGUCUGCAUUGCGUUUCAAGACGAGCCUCCGUAGGCAGCGUCUGUCGAUUCCGUUUCUGUGAUUUUUGUGAAAACCGCAGUGGUUCCACUCCAGAAUCCACGUGGAACCCCCUUCCCCCCCCCACUGCCCAUGCCCCUCUCUCAGCCUGAACAACACCGUCUGAUGAGGCGCGCUGGAGAACAACGUUUGCGCCAUCGGUGCUCGGCCAAUCACCAUCCAGGACGAGAAGAGUAAGGAGACCCCAGCUGUGCUGCUGAACUCACGAAGGGGCUAAACCACGACCUUUGACCCCCCCCCCCCCCCCCCCCCAGUGAUCCAUCAGCAGUUUUCGUUAAGUGCGGUUUGUUAUUUUAUUUUCCUUCCCGCAGCUGGACAUCACUUGAUUGUUUUAUUUUUAUUUAUUUAGUCGUGGGGUAGUUUUUUUUUUUUACAAUGCUGUAUCGUUCCUUCGCCGCCCCCCCCCCCAUUCCUUUCCCCCCUACGCGUUGCAGAUUGCACAGAGGCUGCUUUGUGGGCAGCUCCUCUUAUAACAUUCGGUUCUGGUUGUCAGAUUUCAAAAUAGGAAAGUGGGAAUGGGGGGCACC